ACUGUCAAUGUCAAACUGACAAGCGAAGUGAGGUUAGAGUUAAUUCUGCGUAACAUUGCAAAUUUAUUUCAAGUUCACAUUCCAUUUUAUUUUAAGAUUAGAAAGUUUACUCCGAGGCAGUGUUGAUAAAAUUCAUAUACACCAAGAUGUCGCAGCCUCAGCAGACCAUGCCUAAUUACGUGAAAUUCGUUUUUGGUGGAGUAUCAGGAAUGACUGCAACAUUGUUUGUUCAACCUCUUGACCUAGUAAAAAAUCGAAUGCAGUUGAGUGGAACUGAUGGCAAAAAAGAAUACAAGACUAGCUUUCAUGCUUUCCGUGCAAUCCUUCAAAAGGAAGGGUUUGUGGGAGUAUAUUCGGGUCUCUCAGCCGGAUUGCUAAGACAGGCAACAUACACAACCACAAGACUGGGUGUUUAUACUUGGUUGUUCUCUAAAAUGACAGGUUCUGAUGGUACGCCACCAAACUUCUUCAUGAAGGCAGGUCUGGGUAUGGUUGCCGGGGCUUGCGGAGCCUUCAUUGGAACUCCUGCAGAGGUAGCGUUGGUGCGUAUGACAUCAGACGGGCGUUUACCACUUGACCAGCGUCGUAACUACAGCAAUGUAUUUAAUGCAUUGAUGCGAAUCGCGAGAGAAGAAGGAGUCUUGGUAUUGUGGAGAGGAGCCAUCCCCACGAUGGGUCGGGCGAUGGUAGUCAACGCGGCCCAGCUGGCGUCCUACUCUCAAGCCAAACAGGCGCUGCUCUCUACUGGGUACUUCAAUGAGAACAUAUUUCUUCACUUCUGUAGCAGCAUGAUCUCUGGUCUUGUCACUACGGCUGCGUCUAUGCCAGUUGACAUCGCCAAAACCAGAAUACAAAACAUGAAAAUUGUCAACGGCAAGCCAGAAUACACCGGUGCAGUUGAUGUCUUGACAAAAGUGAUCAAGAACGAAGGGUUCUUUGCGUUGUGGAAAGGCUUCACUCCGUACUACGCGAGACUCGGACCCCACACUGUCCUCACCUUCAUCUUCCUUGAACAGCUGAACAAGUCGUACAACGAAUACUUUCUGGGUCAGAGUGGAAAAGGGUCCGGUUUGUAAUGUUUCUAAUCACUAUUUUACUGCGAUAACGGGAAGGGUUUAAUCAAUGUAUUUAGGAACAGAAAGGUUAAACGUCGUAAAUAGUUACCAAAAUAUAAUUGUUGACAAGUAACUUCUUGUAAACUAGUUGUGAUUUAUUAUUUUUGUCAAUUGGCUAUUGGCUCUCAGAGCUAUGUGUUGUUACUGUAAGACUAAACAAGAUAUAACUUAAGCUAUAACGGUUUAAACUGCAAAUCUAGAUUGUAUUGCCGCUAAGUGCCUUUGAAUGAUUUAGUGUUAAUAGAUUUUUUUACCUUUUUGCCUAUAUCUGUAUUUAGCUGGUUUAGUGUAUAAAGUUACAUUCUUGCAGACUUAUGCAUCUGGUUUCCCAGUAUUAUCUUGUGCAUUUAAUUAUCUCCAUUUUUCACACCAACUUGCACAGUAAAACCUCUUUAAUCGGUGUCCAGCAGUUUAAACAUUUCAUAUUGCUAAAUUUAUCAUUCACCUCUGUAAAUUAAACAGUUUUGCGGCCUAUUUUAGAGUGCUGCAGUAGUAUUUUUGGUUUUAAGUGGUUUUCUGUUAAAAGUACUCACUACACAAUAGUAUCAAAACUGUCCUAAAAUAUACUAUAUUUCCUCUAGACGUUUGUCAAUUUGGACAACUUUGAUUCUCAAUUCAUCCAAGACUGAAUAAAUGAAGGUUUGCUGUUAGUAGCAAAGACAAGCCCAUACAGAGAUAAAACAACAUAACCUAUAUUUGUUGUGCAGUGUUUUCUUUCAAGCUAUGUAGGCUAACUAUGAACAGGUUAGGCCCCUUUUAUUCACCGCGGUUGCCCGCCAGCGGGCACCCGCCGCGGGCGACCGCUGCAGCAAUGUGUCACCUGCGAUCAAUCGCUAUCACAUGGAUAGUGUAACAGUGCUGCCAACCCUUGUUUGUUAAAACCUUUGUUUUUUUAAUGUAUACUCCUUCAAUCUAACCAGUCUAACACAAGUAUUUGGUUUACAACUGAGAACUGUCAUGGACUCACUUCAACGGCUGCUAUUUAAGCCUGAAAUCUAGCUAAAAACACACUCUAGCAAAAGAAAUCCUUUGUAAAAGUUUCAAAUAGUGCCAGAGGGGUGUUCAAUCUAAAUGUUAUUUACUGUAGAUAAUUUCAGACAAAAUCUUUCAGUAUUUAUGUCUGUAACAUACCAUGAAGUCAUUUUUAACGGUGAGAGGUUCAGCUAUGUACAAGACCAAACAACUAUACAUACAGUACUAUACAAGACUAUAGUAUGUAGUAGACAAUGCGCACAGCCAAAUGACUAGACCAUGUGUAAGUGAGUGACACUGGUAACUUGGGUUGGUAGCAAUGCUAGAGCGACGGCGGGCUCCCGCGUUGAAUAAACGAUGCCAUAUAACACAAUGCAUAUACAAACCGCUAACCGCCGGCGGUUUCUAAGUGCAAGCGGGUGAAUUUACAAACCUCCGCGGGUACCCGCAACUUCUGAGACCGCUCCUAUUUGAAUAAAAACACCCAUUUAGGGCAAUGCAUUUAUAAAACCGCGGUGGGUGCCCGCUGGCGAGUAACCGCCGUGCAUAAAAGGGGCCUUAUGCACUCCAAUGAGAGAGAGUCAGAUGCUAGGUUUUAAAAAUGAAUCAAAUAACUGUUGUAUGAGGUUGCAUAAUUUUUCAAUAAUUUUAUAGAAAUGUUUAUGUGCCAAAACAAAUUGUCUUCAGUAUGAAACAACAUCGCACAAACAACUAAUGUAAUAUAAAAGUUUUGCAUUCUGAAUUCAGUCUGUGCACAGAUAUUUUAUUAUUCUCACAACAUUGAACCUCACUUUUCUUAACACUUUGUUAUCUUCAGUGGCAUCAUAAAUGCUAUGUUAGUGUAUAAUGCAGUAGAAUGGUCAGAUAAGAUUUGAGACAUUUUGCCCAGUUGAAUAUAAUAGAUGUUUUAAACAGCUGUUACAAUUUUGAUUGGUCUAUUCUUGUGCAGCUUGCUCCAGUUAUCUCCUGCCACCAUGACAAAACGAAAUAUUCAUUUUAGUCUAUUUGAUAGCAUAUUAAUAUGUAGAGAUUUAUUACAGACUAAAGAGAUACCCUUUCCGCCAACAUUACAUAUGAUUCCAAAUAUAUUGUGAUGUUCAACAACAUUCAAGCCAAGACAACAGAGUGUAGUAAACAUUAUUUUAAUUAAUUAAAGUAGACUACAAACUGAUAUUUUCUGAUUUACUGUUUGGUGCUUUGCCAAAUACUUUUAAGUUGUCAGUCAGUUGCUUUAGUUAUACAAUGAUUGUCAACUUUUUCAUCAUUAGAAUCUUUCUUGUUUGGACCUGUUUGAUUUGGACUUCAGAUGGUUUGGUUUACACUUGCAAGUGGUUCACACACUCACUUUGUACAUAGAUUCACAAAAAAAAAAACAAAAAAAAAAACCAUCUUCUGGUACUGUUCGCUCCUAAUAGUAUAGGUAUGUGUCCUAGCUUUUAUAAUGUUUCACACUGAAAACCCCUAAAACCUUUGUGGAUAAGACAGAAAUUAAUCCCUCCCUCUUAACAAAAAAGCAUAACUAGGAAUACUUGGCAAGUAACAAAAUUCAGUUUUGGCUAAGUUCCGGCACAGAGAAGUAUGGAACGGAAGAAACAUUCCAUGGUACACUUAAGAGGUGUCUAGCACUAGUGCUGGUGUCUAGGGCCAGGUCCGCCUCACCUUCAUGUACUACAAGGUUCACAGAGGAAGACUUUACAUCCUGUGCAAUAGGAAUUUAUGCACAGUGCUCGUCACAAGUAUAUUUCCGCCCCAACAUACCAGUGCUGAAAGCGCACGGAUGUCCAUUCAGAUUGUUUCCUCUGUACCUAAAUUCUUUGUAGUUCCGGUCCUAAAUCGUUCAAACAAGAGGGUAUCUACCGAAAUGAUUUUUAUUAUGUUCAAUAAUGAACUUAUAGUUUACAGUAAUAUUAUUUAAAAAGUUCAACAUUCUUGUAGGAAAUGUGUGACUGUGACUAAAUAGUUUUAUAGGAACAAAGUUUGAAAUUUGUAGAUUUAUUAUUUACAAAAAUUGUUAUUGUUACAAGUUAUCUGUUAAAAUCUAAUAGUGCUGUGUUGUUAUAUGUUGUAAACCUUAACAUAUAUUUGUAAAUAAAUACCUUAAAUGCAGUUUAAGUGUUGUAUCAUUUUCAUUAGGAACUAAUAGUUUUU
Macrosteles quadrilineatus (aster leafhopper) is the source of this 4235-nucleotide messenger RNA. RefSeq names its product mitochondrial 2-oxoglutarate/malate carrier protein-like. Gene Ontology annotation, molecular function: oxaloacetate transmembrane transporter activity; thiosulfate transmembrane transporter activity; antiporter activity. NCBI's taxonomy places the organism in Eukaryota, Metazoa, Arthropoda, Insecta, Hemiptera, Cicadellidae. Gene Ontology annotation, biological process: malate transmembrane transport; phosphate ion transmembrane transport; succinate transmembrane transport. The coding region runs from base 147 to 1076 and encodes 309 amino acids. The record is from RefSeq and is a predicted model, not a curated record. The transcript has 5 exons.